Sinocyclocheilus rhinocerous is the source of this 5307-nucleotide messenger RNA. RefSeq names its product proteasome activator complex subunit 4B-like. Gene Ontology annotation, cellular component: spermatoproteasome complex; nucleus; cytosol. The coding region runs from base 311 to 5272 and encodes 1653 amino acids. Gene Ontology annotation, molecular function: proteasome binding; peptidase activator activity. The transcript is spliced from 42 exons. NCBI's taxonomy places the organism in Eukaryota, Metazoa, Chordata, Actinopteri, Cypriniformes, Cyprinidae. Gene Ontology annotation, biological process: proteasomal ubiquitin-independent protein catabolic process. The record is from RefSeq and is a predicted model, not a curated record.
UGUGUGUGUGUGUAUGUAUGUAUGUGAGUGUGUGUCUGUCCGUGUGACUCGUAAUAUGUGUCAAAUAGUGAGGGGAGACUUCUCUAUGUAGGCGACUAAAGCUAAUGUGUUUAACACCAGAGGUCAGAAAGACAGAGAUUUGUCGAAGUAACAAGUUUUAUUCUGAAACCCGCUCCACAAUACCGGCACAUAUGCGAAAGUAGCGGAUUUUUUGAGUAAAACAAAGAUUUGUCAAGGGAACUUCUGUCAAGAGGGGAAGGAAAUAAGCCUGACACACCAGAAGAGGAUAUUUAUUUGGGGAAAUCGUAAUAUGAAAAAGAAGCAGGUCGAGAUAUUAGGUUUUGUUCCUCAGAAAGAGAACGUCUAUAACAAACUUCUCCCGUACGCAUACAAACUAGACCGCGAAUCCAAUGACAUUUUGGCCCAGAUUAAAGGGAACUUGGGUCGGGCUGUCCAGCUCCGUGAGUUAUGGCCCGGAGUUUUACUUUGGACUCGGAAACUCUCCACAUACCUUCGGCUGUAUGGGAGAAAGUUCAGCAAGGAGGAUCAUGUGCUCUUCAUCAAGCUUCUGUGCGAGCUGGUCACCAUCCCCAAGCUGGACAUCAGCAUGAUGCAGAGCUUUGCACGACUCCUCAUCAACUUACUGAAGAAGAAAGAACUGCUGUCCCGGGAUGACUUGGAAUUGCCUUGGAGGCCUUUGUACGAUCUCUAUGAGAGUAUCCUGUACUCAAAAACUGAGCAUCUCGGUCUUAACUGGUUUCCAAAUUAUCGAGCAGAAGCCUCAACUAAACAAAAAAUGCUUAAUAUUGUGCGCAAGCGCUCAGUGGAGAAUGUGUUGAAGACACUAGUCAAGAGCUGCAGACUUUAUUUCCCUGAGUCAGCUACACAGGAGAUGCUUGAUGAGUGGCGGCCAUUACUGUGCCCGUUUGAUGUCACUAUGCAGAAGGCCAUUAGCUACUUUGAGCUCUUCUUGCCCACCAUCAUGCCCCCAGAACAGCAUCACAAAGGCUUCAAGUUAUGGUUUGAUGACAUGAUGGAUCUCUGGGUUUCAGUGCAAAACCUGCCUGCUUGGGAGGGUAAUUUAGUGAAUCUUUUUGCACGUCUGGCUAAUGACAACAUUGGCUAUGUGAACUGGGAUCCGUACAUUCCCAAGAUCUUCACUAGGGUUCUGCGUAGCUUCAAUCUCCCUGUUGGCACCAGCCAAAUGAUCGUUCCCAGAUAUUUGAGCAACUCCUACGAUAUCGGUCACGUGGUCCUCUGGAUUUCCUCCAUGCUAGGCGGCCCACAAAACCAGGUCCAGAAACAGCUUAAUGGGCUCUUCAGUAGUAUAGCAUCUUUCUACCACCCUUCAAAUAAUGGGCGCUGGCUGAUGAAGUUGAUGAAGCUUCUACAGCGUCUGCCUGCCAGUGUUGUUCGGCGGCUACAUCGGGAGCGCUAUAAGAAACCCUGCUGGAUCACCCCUGUUCCCGCCAGUCACAGACUCACGGACCAGGAUGUGACAGACUUUGUGGAGAGCAUGAAGCAGCCGGUACUGAUGGCCAUGUUCAGCAAAACAGGCAGCAUGGAUGCAGCUCAGGCCUUGCAGAACCUGGCCCUGAUGAGACCAGAGCUGGUCAUCCCACCUGUGCUGGAGAAGACGUAUCCUGCUAUGGAGACACUGACGGAGCCACACCAGCUUACUGCUACUCUCAGCUGCAUGAUUGGUAUGGCCCGCAGUCUUCUCAGCGGUGGCCGACAUUAUCCCGAAGGUCCCGCACACGUCCUGCCCCUGCUAAUGAGAGCACUGCCUGGUGUUGACCCUAAUGACUUCAGCAAAUGCAUGAUCACGUUCCAGUUCAUUGCUACUUUUACUACUUUAGUGCUUUUGGUGGAUUGUUCAUCAGCCCUCCAUGAGAAGAAUGACUUGACAGAGAUGGAGAGAGAGUUGUGUUCGGCUUCUGCUGAGUUUGAAGACUUUGUUCUGCAGUUUAUGGACAGGUGUUUUGCAUUGAUUGACAGCAGCACUCUGGAGCAGACGCGCGAGGAGACGGAGACAGAGAAAAUGACUCAUUUAGAGAGUCUGGUGGAGCUGGGCCUUUCAUCCACCUUCAGCACCAUUCUGACACAGUGCUCCAUGGAGAUAUUCAAGGUGGCUCUCGAGAAAGUCUUCAACUUUGCCACCACCAACAUCUUUGAGACUCGUGUCGCAGGCAGGAUGGUGGCAGACAUGUGCAGAGCGGCUGCUAAGUGUCACCCUGCUGAGUCUCUCAGGCUGUUUGUACCAUACUGCUGUAACGCCAUUACUCAUCUAACUGCAAAUGAAGAUGUUUCAAAUGAGGAAGAACUGGAUAAAGAACUGCUCUGGAACCUUCAGUUGCUUUCUGAGGUGGCUCGUGUGGAUGGAGAAAAGCUCCUCCCGUACCGCACACAGCUGGUGCAGAUUCUGCAGCUGACCCUGCGUUUGCGAUGUAAGCAGGGCUACAGUCUGGCCUGCAACCUGCUGCACCAUAUCCUGCGUUCCACAGCACUCACCUACCCCACAGACUACUGCAGUGUGCCCGGCGGCUUCAACAGACCCCUGCAAGAGUACUUGCCCAUUAAGGACUGGGGUCGUCCGGGGGACGUUUGGAACCUGGAGAUCCAGUGGCAUGUGCCCAGCGCAGAGGAGACGGCAUUUGUGUUCUAUGUUCUGGACCUGCUGCUGCAGCCAGAGCUCCAGCGUCUGCAGAGAUAUGCACAGGGAGAACAGGACAUGAGCAGAGAUGACGUUCUUCAGAGUCUGUGUAUAGUCCAGCACUGUCUGCUGGGUGCUGGCAGCAUGCUCCGCCCUCUUGAUGGACGUACAGUCACCGGCCUUGUACCCAGCAUGGUUAGUUUGGAGGAAACAAAGCUGUACAUUGGUGUUGACUACGAUGAGUCCAGAGAGAACUACCGUGAGGCCAUCUGUAAAGUGAUGAGACCGUUGCUACAUUACAUUCUGGAACACUCAGAGGAUGACACCAAAUCCCUUUUCGCCAUUAUCAAGAUCAUCAGUGACUUGAUGCACUUCAGAGGUUCCCAUAAACAUGAGUUUGACUCUCGCUGGAAGAGUUUCAUCUUGGUGAAGAAGUCGAUGGAGAACAGGCUUCAUGGGAAGAAACAGCACAUCCGAGCUCUUCUUAUUGACAGAGUUCUUCUUCAGCAUGAGAUGCGAAAGUUGCUGGUCGAGGGGUGUGAAUAUAAGACUGUUCAUCAGGACCUGUUGAGGGACCUUUUGCGUCUUUCCACCAGCACCUACAGCCAGGUCCGCAGCAAGGCCCAAAAUGUGUUGUUCACAGCUUUGGGGACCUAUAACUUCUGCUGCCGAGACAUUACUCCACGUGUCCUGGAGCUACUGGAGCCCACACGAACUGAUGUCACCCAGCAACAGUUCAAGGGGGCACUGUACUGCUUGCUUGGGAACCAUUGUGGAGUGUGCCUUGCUAACCUACAUGACUGGGAUUGCAUCGCUCAGACGUGGCUGUCCAUAGUGCGCUCAGGCCUCAGCUCAGCUAUGUCUCUAGAGAAGCCCUCCAUUGUCAGACUCUUCGAUGACCUUGCGGACAAAGUCCACCGGCAGUACGAGACCAUCGGCAUCUAUUUUACAGUACCUGAGAGUGCAGUUUUGCUAGGCCGGCACAUCACUGAUUCAAGCCAACCCACUCCACACAUUGGCACUCCCACAGAACAGGAGCUGGAGCAGGGACUGGCACUUCAACAAGACAAAAACCAUGAGGCAGUGCAGAAAUAUGAAAAGAUUGUGAGAGACCUGUUGGAAUGUCUAGAUGACAGGGACCUGCCUUGGAAGUUUGAGCACAUUGCCAUUGGCUUCCUAUCUCUACUGCUAAGAGAUGACUAUCCCCUCCCGGCCCCAGCGGUGCUCUUCUUUGUACAGAGCCUCAACCAUGAUGCGCUUGUUGUUCGCAAGAUGGCGAUCGCAGCAAUGGCAGGCAUACUGAAACAGCUGAAGAGACCGCUCAAGAAAAUACCUGUUAGUCCCUGUGAUAUAAGUGGAGUAACAGAGCCGGAGGGGCUGGUGGCAGGAGACAAGCCGGGGAAUGACUGGCUGCAGUACCAUGGUGACAGCCUGCCGAACACCCAGCAGGACUGGGACAAUUUCUGCUUUGUAGAGAAGACACACUGGGGCUACUACUGCUGGCCAAAGAAUUUGAUGGUAUAUGCCCCAGCAGCGGAGCAGCCCAAGGAUCUUUCCGCUGAGAACAUGAAUGAGAGGGAGCGCGUCAUCUAUGACCAUUUCACAGAACCAAUGUUCAUCAAACAGCUCAUUGAGUUCCUGUCUCUUGAGGACCGAAAGGGCAAAGACAAGUUCAAUCCUCGUCGCUUCUGUCUCUUCAAGGGACUUUUCCGGAACUACAGUGAUGCUUUCCUGCCUGUUCUAAAGCCUCAUAUGGAGCAGCUGGCAAAUGACUCUCACGAGAGCACCCAGCGCUGUGUGGCUGAGAUCAUUGCAGGACUGGUUAGAGGCAGCAAGCACUGGAGCUUCAGCAAGGUGGAGGCAUUAUGGAAAUUCCUGAUUCCUUUGAUGCGAACGGCACUGUCCAAUAUUACUGUCGAGACCUAUGCUGACUGGGGUACCUGUGUGGCAACCGCCUGUGAGAGCCGAGAUCCACGAAAGCUUCACUGGCUUUUUGAGAUGCUGAUGGAGUGUCCUCUCAGUGGGGAAGGUGGAUCGUUUGUAGAUGCCUGCCACCUAUACGUGCUGCAAGGUGGUCUGGCACAGCAGGAGUGGAGGGUCCCAGAGCUGCUACACAGAUUGCUUAGUUACUUGGAGCCCAAACUCACUCAGGUUUAUAAGAAUGUGAGAGAGCGCAUUGGCAGUGUGCUGACGUACAUUUUCAUGAUUGAUGUCACCCUGCCACACACUCUGCCUACUAAGUCACCACACAUUGCUGAGUUUACCGAAAGGAUCUUGUCUCAGCUGAAGCCCCUGAUUGAGGGAGACGAGGAGAUCCAGAACCACGUGGUGGAGGAGAACGGAGUGGGGGAGCAGGAUGAGAGGACCCAGGCCAUCAAACUCCUCAAAACUGUUCUGAAGUGGCUGAUGGCCAGUGCGGGGCGCUCCUUCUCUACUCCAGUACCUCAGCAACUGCAGCUGCUGCCCCUGCUCUUUAAGAUCGCUCCUGUAGAAAAUGAUGACAGCUAUGAUGAGCUGAAAAGGGAUGCAAAGAUGUGCCUGUCCCUCAUGUCUCAGGGUCUCCUCUAUCCUGAGCAGAUCCCUACGGUACUGAAGGUGCUACAUGAGGUAAGGCCUUAGACACGCUUGACACGACCCCACAUAUCAGGACGACU